CUGUAUCGCUCGACUGAACUCUUUCCUACUGCUUCAGGACUGGAGAAUACGCGCAACACGAUGGGCUACGUAGCGCCAGGCUCCGCGCGCAAUAAUGGGAGUAAGCACGCGGAAGUCGCAGAGGCCACCACCCUACCCAGGCCGAGUGGCUCGAAGAAGCGCAAAGUCGGCGACGCUGGCCCGGCAUUCAUAGACCUGACCCAAGAUACGCCACCCAAGAAGCGCAAGUCGCAUGGGUCUGCCAUUUGCGCAGGGCCGCCGAAGAAGCGAAGCAAGCAAUCCCCGCUCAAAGACGACGAUGAAGCGCCCAAGUCGAAAGUCAGGAAGUCCAAGGACGAGGAGAAACGCCUCCGUCGCUGGCGCAAACACGCCCCAUCUUCCUACCUCGAAAUCCGCGACCGCGCCCUAACCCAGCGCAUGUUCGUCCUGGACCGCCAGCGCAGCACCACCAAUUCAGACUACCCCACGGAAACCAUCUCACUCGCCGGCACGACCGGCAACGUCUACACCAUCGUCGUCGACCAAGUGCCCUCCUGUGACUGUCCCCACGCGCGCAAAGGGAACCAAUGCAAACACAUCGCCUACAUUCUUUCCCGUGUUCUGCGCGUACCGGCAGAACUAGAGUACCAAUUAGCAUUUACAUCCUCCGAACUCCGCUCCAUCUUCGCCAACGCGCCACCCCUACCCUCCGAGACCGCCGCCGCAAGCCCACCAGAGCAGGACGGCAAGCGCAAACCAAUCGAAGGCGAAUGCCCCAUCUGCUGCGUCGAUUUCGAGCCCGAAAGCAGCGAGUCCGUCGUCUACUGCAAAGCCGCAUGCGGCAACAACAUCCACGCCGAGUGUUUUCGGCAGUGGGCCGCGACGAAAACCGGCGGGAGAGGGGCGGUGACAUGUCCAUUCUGUCGGACGCCUUGGGAGGAGCAAGGGGUGGUAGGUGGGAGUGCGGGUGAUGAGGCGGCGAGAAAGAUGGCGAGGGAGGGGUUGAUGAGGGGGGAGGAGGGGUAUGUGAAUGUGGCGGCGCAGUUGGGGAUGAGUGGAAGGAGGGAUUAUGCGAGUUAUCAUUCUUUUUGGGUGAGGGCGCAGGCGAGGAGAGGGUUGAUUGGGUGGGAGGGGCAGGGGGUGUAAUAUACGAUCGUUGACUGCAUCCUACGAACCGAGCAGCCAUACACGGGACAAUCAAACUCAAGCGUCGGGCGAGACGCGACUCUGCAGAAAGGACGAGAGCUUGCAGACGAAUAGGGCUGGUCGAAGCCGGCUGAAGACUCGCCAAAUGUGAUGCCGCUUGGAAAGUGGCUUGCUUGAUAAAGUGUAGCUUGAUUCCGUGGCAAGUCUGAACUACCUCCGGGAGGGCCCUUCGUUCAGGGCUUGGCAGCUCCGGAAGGGCUUGCUGCGCAUAGCGCGAUACGUGUAAUGGAGGAGUGUGGGUAUACCUUAGUCUUCCAGCCAUCCAGGGUCUUAGUCUGGAAGAUGAACUACGUACUACAGGAGGUUGCUGUGGUUUGAUUGAAGCUUGGAUUUUGCGG
This is a messenger RNA of Baudoinia panamericana UAMH 10762, 1523 nucleotides long. RefSeq lists its product as uncharacterized. Bases 61 to 1125 code for a protein of 354 amino acids. The transcript has a single exon. Gene Ontology annotation, molecular function: ubiquitin protein ligase activity; zinc ion binding. The record is from RefSeq and is a predicted model, not a curated record. Lineage: Eukaryota; Fungi; Ascomycota; Dothideomycetes; Mycosphaerellales; Teratosphaeriaceae.